This is a messenger RNA of Brassica napus (rape), 1891 nucleotides long. RefSeq names its product B3 domain-containing protein At1g32030-like. The transcript has a single exon. The record is from RefSeq and is a predicted model, not a curated record. Bases 275 to 1288 code for a protein of 337 amino acids. Gene Ontology annotation, molecular function: DNA binding. NCBI's taxonomy places the organism in Eukaryota, Viridiplantae, Streptophyta, Magnoliopsida, Brassicales, Brassicaceae.
UGUACUAAGAUUUCUUAAAGAUUUUAAAACAUCUAAUUAUCAGAUUUACAGAUUUUCCUAGAGAAAAAAAUGGAAAACUUUUAAAAACAGAGAAAGGAAAAUAGUGGGACGCUUGGUUCCCAAGUAAGUUAAAAAGGAAGAGUUUCGAAACAUAACAGUACCCAAUUAGGAGUCUGAGCUCUUUAGCCUGUACUCUCUCUUUAUAAAAUCACAUGAGAUUAAUCUCUAAUAAUUCUCAUCCUCUCCUCUUUCGUUUGCUUUGAGACCCUAAACUAUGUCGAAAAAGAGAGAGAAAAACACAGAGAGUAUGUAUUACGAUGAUCAUCUUGCGGCUGCGGAGAAAGAGAUAAGCUCGAGAAAUUUCUGUACCUUGGUUGAUGCCGCCGUCCUGUUAUAUGAAGAAGAAGCAGAAGCAGACCGUCUAUUAAAAUCGGGGACUCUGUCUGAAAAGGAAGAAGACAUAGAGUAUGUAUUUUUCAAUGCCUUCCCAAGGAAAAGAAGGAGCCCGUCGAAGAAAUUUCUCCGGUCACAAAGCCAUGAAACCCUUAAUGAAGCUUCUACUUCUUCAUCGCUUUUCGACCUUAACAAGACCCCAGAUGAUUCUGAGGCAGAUGCCCCAGCGAACCCUCUUCAAUGUUUUUAUGUAUCUUCUCCUCAAUCGUCUCUCACUGCUCAUCCUCCUUCUUCAACUCUAACAGAGAAGACAAACCGCAAGAGACGUGCCCUGCAAGAAAAGCGUAUUAGUGGUGGUAAAUCCAAGAAAGUUAGGGUUCCUCCUUUUUCAUGGAAAGGUAGAGCUACUCCGGAGUGGCUGGUCAGUUUACUGGAAGCAAUGGCAGCAACGAGAGGACACCUUGUAACCGAAGGCCCGUGGCUCAUCUUUGAGAAGAAGCUGACUAGUACAGAUGUCGACCCAGCACAGAGCCGUCUCUUAUUGCCUUUCAACAGCUUAAUCCGUAACGACUUCUUGACUCCCGUGGAGUUGAGAAUCGUAGCAGAGCAUCAAGAUGAAAAGAACGGAGUUGGGGCGAUGCUAGUGGAUCAACACAAGAAAAAGUGGGGUUUGAUUUUGAUGAGGAGGGAGAUGAUGAAAGGAGCAUGGAAUGGAACCUUGAACUAUGCUUUGAUCUGUGGGUGGAACGAUGUCGUUCAGGGUAAUGGUUUGAAAGAAGAUGACGACGUCAGUGUUUGGUAUUUCAGGUGGCGCGAACGUCUCUGCUUUGCCCUUGUUCUUCCUCCUCCUCCUGACAUGGCACAGAGUAGCUCAUCUCUUGAUCUCUCUGUCUGAAAAGUUUAUCAUGUCUGUUGUUGGUUGAUCUAUUCUCACUGUGUUCUUAUGUCAGGGGAUUGUUGAGGUUUUUCUUCGAUUUGUUCCUAGGAGUCUGAUCUGUUGUUUUAGAUCUUUGCUAUUGUAUGAAGUUAACAAUUUAAUAUGAAUCUGGUAUCUUAUUUUCUUUGCUUUAGUUACUGCAUUGAUUAAUUAAUUAAUUUCUCGAAUAUAUCUCGAAGGAUAAACCUGUAUGGUGGAAUUGAUCUGAUCUCUCUAGUUUCAAAGAAAACCCAUCGAACAAGAAAGUGGCAUAGUUAAACUCACCUAGUCCCGAAUCAUAUGCAUCUUGGGGAGGCAUCUGCAGAAUCUUUGGGACCAUUUAGUGUCUCUUAACUAGGUAUGUUAACAUGGGUAAUUACCCAUGGGUUUAUCCAAACCCACUAAUAAUGGGUUGGGUUUUUACCCAUCUAAAAUUAAUUGGAUCAACCAUGAGUUUUAAUUUUAAAACCCAUAUUUAUGUUGGGUAAAUACAAAAGAGUAAUGGUGUACCCAUGGGUUUUCAAUUAUAUAUAUAGAUUUUUACCAUUUUAAUUAAAUUAUAUAAAAUUUGCAAAAACGUUU